Molecule: messenger RNA, 3049 nt
Organism: Chara braunii
Lineage: Eukaryota; Viridiplantae; Streptophyta; Charophyceae; Charales; Characeae
Source: the annotation of a GenBank genome assembly
GCGGACUUCCUUCGACCGUCCCAGAUGCACCCCGAUACGAGUUGUCCCGCGCUGGAUGAUUAGGUUGCACACAUGACAUCGAUUAUGAAGACCGCACAUGAGCACAUAGACGCUUCCCAGACUCGCAUGGCAGCACGUGCGAACCAAUCGAGGAUGGAUCACCCAUUCAAGGUCGGUGAUGAUGUGUUUAUCGACGCCCGCCACUUACAGCUCGAAGCGGACACGCUUCGCAAGUUUCAGCGUCGCUUCGUUGGCCCAUGCCGCAUCCUCCAGGCCGUCGGUUCUGAUACGACAUCUAGCCCGGUCAGCUUUCGUGUGAAGCUGCCCGACUACCUACGCCAGACUCGUGUGCAUGAUGUCUACCACGUCUCGUUACUGCGGCCUUACCACAGACCGUCUGAGCGUUUCGCUGGACAACCAUACGAGCGCCCUCCACCCAUCAUGGUGGACGGCCACGAGGAGUUCCUCGUUUCAGACAUCAUUGGUCGCCGAGUCACCGACGACAACCCUCCCCACGUCGAGUAUCUCGUACGUUGGAAGGGUUACCCUGAUGAGGAGGCUACCUGGGAGCCCCUCGAGCACUUGCAGCACGCUCGCAUGUUGGUGCGUGCCUAUGACCGUGCUCGUCGUGCUGGGUUCACUGCUCCUCCUCAGCCCACUGACCCUCCUCCUUCUCCUCCGGCUGAGGAGACCGUUGAAGUUGAGCCUGCUCCAUCUGAGGCAGACCUUCAGCAGGAGCCGGAUGCUUCUGAGCCCUCGACCGUCUGGGUGAUUCUUGUCACGUGGAUUGGAUGGCCUAUUUCCUCAACGCAUACGAUCAUCUCGUCGAUGGUGGUGCUCACCUUCGUGCUCCCGGAUACCCGUGAUGCGAUUGAUUGGCACCCUAUGAACCAAACGGGGAUCAACCCAAUCUAUGGCAUCUUCUUGUCUUGGAUCGUCACCCCUCCAGCGGCUGCAUUGUUAUCAGGGGUUUCUUUCUCAGCCCUGAAGUGGUUUGUCCUGCAGCGGCAGGACUCAGAGAGACGAGUCCUCCGGUUCUUGCCCGCGGUGUGGGCACUCACCGCGGUGACUAUCACGCUCAUCGUUUUCUUCAGCUUCGAUAAAUUCAAACAUGAAUUACUGUUCGUGCCUGUCCUGGCCUCGCUGACGACAGCAGCGUUUGUCUACGCAAUUGCCUACCAGUUCGGUAUUCCUCACGCUCGCCGACGGCUGAAAAGGUUCGACAGCAGCCUCCGGAGAAGGGUCGACGCAGAGGUGCUGGAGCUUCACGAGAGCUUCACUGGCGGGCUGGACAGCAGCGUCCGGAGAAGGGUAGACUCAGAGGUGCUGGAGCUUCACGAGAGCUUCACUGGCGGGCGGGACAGCAGCGUCCGGAGAAGGGUAGACUCAGAGGUGCUGGAGCUUCACGAGAGCUUCACUGGCGGGCAGGACAGCAGCCUCUGGAGAAGGGUAGAGUCUGAGGUGCUGGAGCUUCACGAGAGCUUCACUGGCGGGCGGGAAGGAGGAGGAAGACGCGUGAUGGUGGAAGAAGAACCGACCUGGCAUCGUGACGCCGAUGAUCUUGGAGUGCCGUCAGCAGCAGUAGCGGCUGGCAACGUUCGGGAUAGGUCGUCGGGAAGAGAGCAAGAAGGAGGGGGAGGAGGUAUAGUGGAAGCUAUCGAGGACGACGGAGGUCAUCGCGAGGAGAAUGUUGUUGUCGUUCACGGUCAGGAGGGUGAUGUGCGACCCCCCCCGGAUGCCUCGGAUCUCCGGCUUCCAGAUGGCAAUCUCGCUCCUGACGGUCCGAACGUGCUCGAUGGAGAAAGGAGGAUGCGAGGUGGACAUGAAGCGAGAGAAGAAGGAGAAGACGAGGGAAGAAUUUGGGAUGCCAUCGUCGAUUUGUACUGUCGAGUAGAGAUGCACACCUUCGGGAGGGAACUGGUUUUCAGCGAAGCUACGAGGCAUCGCCAGGAGCGUGCCCAGAGGUUCUGUCCACGUGUCGAGGCGGGAUUCUAUCCCCUCCAGAUCUUGCCUGCUUGCGCUCUGGCCUUCGCACAAGGCACCAAUGACUUCGCCAAUCAGCUAGCUCCAUUCUCAUUGAUCUACGAGUACGGCACCUGCCACAGUCUCCCCACGGCCGGCAAGUACGGAAUGCGAACCGUCGUCGGGAUCGCGGUGUGCGUCGGCUUCGCCUUGAUGGGAUACCGGGUGACUAGGAACAUCGGUGGUCUGACUUUGAUGACUCCCUCGAGAAGCUUCACGUGCCAAGUUUGCGCAGCGUUCACCGUGGCCAUGUGCUCGGUGAAGAAGGUUCCCGUCUCAACCACACAGAUCCUCAUCGGAUCGACGAUCGGCGUCGGCGCUGCCGAUAACUAUCGGACGGAGUUGGCAUCGAAGUUGGAUGUCCCGCGGGAGGCUGUUGAUGGGAAGAAGACUGCGAAAACUGAGGAAAUUGCGAAGAUUAGGGCUCAGAUCGAAAUGCUAUGUGAACAGAUGGAACCAGUUGUUGAGAAGAAGAAGAAUGUGGAAUCGGAUGAACUUCGCCUGUUGAAGCUGCGGAUUGAUGAGUUACAGAACGCACGGGAUGUUGCUAGUACCUCCACAACGGGUAGCCAACCGCUCAGUGAGUCUGAAGAAAUCAUUCACCUUCGACGUGAGCAGGAAGCGGUUAAGACGGCGACCGAGAAGCAUUUGGCCACUCUUGAGGAACUUAUUGUGGCUCUCCCGAAGCAGUGUGAGGCGGCUGAGGCAAAUGCUGAAGUGUGGCGUAACGAAGCUUUAAGACCAGGGAAUAAGCGAGGGUCCGUUGUUGUCGGUCAGAUUCCGCUUACCGAGGCUCGUGUUUGACCAAGGAUGACCCCAAUGGUAUCUCCACGGGCUACGGGGAGGAUGGAUCAACAUCUGAAGGAAGUGGUUGAUCGGAAUAGACAAGAGGUGGAACUCCUGAAGGAGAUGAGACUUUGGGAGGUGAACGCUCGCAAGGAAUCAGAAAAGGAGCUGGAACCUGUGAAGGAGGAGAUGGAGCGCCUUCAAACUUGUCGGAAACGUGGAACAAAUCUGCAAAAGAAAA